Molecule: messenger RNA, 1227 nt
Organism: Crotalus tigris (Tiger rattlesnake)
Lineage: Eukaryota; Metazoa; Chordata; Lepidosauria; Squamata; Viperidae
Product: prickle-like protein 2
Exons: 2
Coding region: 13-882 (289 amino acids)
Source: RefSeq, a predicted model, not a curated record
GAUCAGGGUCAGAUGACGUAUGAUGGUCAACACUGGCAUGCUACAGAGACCUGCUUUUGCUGCGCCCAAUGUAAGAAAUCUCUGCUGGGCCGACCAUUUUUGCCAAAGCAAGGACAGAUUUUUUGCUCCAGAGCCUGCAGCAUGGGUGAUGAUCCAAACGGUUCAGAUUCAUCAGACUCUGCCUUCCAAAGUGCCAGAGCCAAAGAAUCCCGGCGUAGUGCUAAGAUUGGGAAGAACAGGAACAAAGGAGAAGAGAACGCCAGCAGCCAGAAUAAUCAAUUGCAGGUGACCUCCAGCAGACUGUCUGCAGACGUGGACCCUCUCUCCUUGCAGAUGGACCUGCUGAGUUUGUCCAGCCAGACUCCGAGCCUAAACAGGGACCACGUAUGGAGGAGCAGAGAUGAACUCUACCACUACGGGAACAAAAUGGAGCAAAGUCCAUCACAAAGUCCUUUGCAGCUGCUCAGUCAGUGUAACGUCAGGACGUCUUACAACCCAGCACAGACACCAGGUCCUCAACAAGAACUGUGGGGUAAACAUUUCAACAACCCAAAGAGAAACACCUCUCUAGCCAUGAAAGGACAUGGUAGCAGUUUCAUUCAGGAAUGCCGAGAAGAUUAUUACUCAGGAAGGCUUCGGUCGCAGGAGAGUUACAGUGACAUGUCCAACCAGAGUUUUAGUGAAACCAGAGGGAGUUACAAGUAUGACCAAGAAGAAGACAGUAGCAUGACGGAACCGCAUUGCCGGACCAGGCAUCCACUCAGCGCGCUGAAAUUCACUGAAAAAUUGUCACGCACAGAACAAACUCCUCGGGGUUCAAUGGAGUCGCUGGCUCUUUCCAAUGCAACAGUCUGUCCACUAAGGAUAGAAUUGCUUUGCUGAAAUCCCGACCUCCUACAACACUUGAUGAAAUGGCCAGCUUCUUGAAACUGCGUCUGAUACCUCUCUGAUGUGCAAUCCAAUUAUAGUGACAAAAUAAUCAAACUCUUGUCUGCCUGCCUGCUUCCUUGCAGUCUUUUCCUAGUCUUGCAUGAGCUCUUCUAGCGUCAAAGGAUGUUCGUGAUCACGUAAAGCGGCUGAGAGUGGAAUUCUUGCAAAUAAUUUACCCGAUUAAAUAACGAGAGGUGUAUUUAUAAGAAACUUUGCAUAGGAUAUAGGAAUACAGGAUGGAGUUUUUUCCCCUCCUAGUUUUGACACUAGGUAAUAGGUAUAGAACUGCAAUUUGAA